AUGUCGGCGCGGAGCAGACCGCUACUAGUCGGACGGCCGCCGUGCGCAUCUUCCAUCGCGCCGAAUACCAAGCACAAUAGCGAGAUCACCGCCAGCCCCCCCACGAACCUCACUCACCACCCAAACAAUGCAACCAACAUUCCAAUUCUCAACGGAGCUGCAAACCCGCUCCAGCAGACCCUCGGCCGCACCGUUUUGAGACGCGAUCCACCUACCGGCGACGGCGCAUCAUCAAAUCACUGCAAGAAGGCCGCCCUCAAGGAGAAUGAUUGCAAGAAGACGAAGGCACAGCGGAACCCAUGCGUGAACGAGCUCGAUGAACCGUUCGCACGCACCGCGGACAGUUCGACGUCUGACGCUUCCCCUCUCAGGAGCGAUCACCGCGAGGUUCAGGUCCUGAGCCGCAGCAAGGACUUCCGCAAGGAUACUGCUGGGGUUGAGAAGUCUCCCAAGAGGGGCGGCUGUCGCGACUACGAGCCCCCAUUUAAGUAUCUCCCUGUCCGCAAGCGAUCCGUCUUGCCGAAGCGAUUUGGCGAUGAAAAGCUCGCUCGCCAGAGCGAGGAAGAUGUUGCAACGAAUGCCGUGGAGAGCUCUGCAGUGGUUGGCGAUCCCGCAAGUGAACCUGCUGCCGACGCAGACGAACCGGAGACUUGGAAUCUUGUAUCUACCUCCUUGGUCACAGAUACCGACACCUCAUCAUGGAAAAAUAUAGUGCCCAUCUCAGCUGCCACCAGUGUCGAAGACGAACAGUAUUCGCCGCCGAAGUACAGCAUCUCAGACCCCUCAGACACCGGAGAGAUUGAAGAGGAGGAGUAUGAUGAGUAG
This is a messenger RNA of Cercospora beticola, 825 nucleotides long. The record is from RefSeq and is a predicted model, not a curated record. NCBI's taxonomy places the organism in Eukaryota, Fungi, Ascomycota, Dothideomycetes, Mycosphaerellales, Mycosphaerellaceae.